GCAGUCGCAGAUCGCAUCUCUUCCUCCUCGAUUUCCGCGUUGGUUGCCAUUAGCUUAGCCCCAGGACACCAAUGACGCUUUUAUUUUACCCAAUUCCCCCAUCCUUGUCCACCUUGCUCUUCACAUUACCCGUUGGGAAAGCCUCCUGAGAAGCUGCAAGGAGAUUCUUCUAAGGAAAUGACUUUAUUUCCAUAUUACCAUACCUUUAAACCGUUCAUGAAAGCUAAGGAGUAUGUCAUUUUGUGGAUCAUGUUUUGUCGAUAGAAAUAGAACUUCUAAGACAGAUCUCGGCAUAAGGAAAGGAUCGGCAGCAAGUUCUGGUACCCAAAGACAAGGGAGCAUCACAAGCAGCACCUACUCGUACAGAGCAGCGAGCCGAAGAAGCCAGUUCACAGCUUCUGAGGGCAGAGCCGUGGACAAGGGCUCUCUCCUGCCUGCCAAGCAUGCCAUACAGGUUUUUGAUGAUCAAGGAAAGGAUGUGACGCCCCGUCCUCUCUUCCGGGGAGAUCCCAGUAGCGUUGUGACUAAACAAGGCAAACUCUUAGCACAAAGUGAUUACUCUGGGGCCACAGGAUCUGGUUUCUUCUCUUCUUUUUCCGUGCAACAGACAUCAGGUGUGAAUGUUAGUUUAGUAGGUCCGUUCUCAAGGUCGUAUGGAAGCACCACUAUUUCUAAAUCAUAUGCGUCAACAACUGAGUCCAUAGCAGAUGAAAUAGUAGAACCUGGCCCUCGGCGAGACACAACUGUUAGCAUAACUGAUAUACAGGUGAGGCGAGAGGAGAUAAAAGAACAACUGACAAAAGAAGACUUGGAUAGGCGAGUGGAUAUUUACCUUACAGAGACGGAAACUAUUUGGAUGUUGGAUAUGCCAUCUGUUAUGGUGUCUGUAGAGUCUGAAGAUGCUGAAAAAGUUCUGGAGCGGAAUAGGAUUUAUGUUGACGUUUGCAAAAAUAGACUUGGUAACGAUCGCUUUGUGGAAAGAAUGAUGCAAACCCUUAGUGGAGCCCCAAAAAGCAAGGAAGCGCAGUGUGACAAAAUCAACACAGAAGAUAAAGGCAUGAUGGUCACUUCCUGGGACUUGUAUGAUUCCUUUAAUGCACUGGAAAUAGAACCUACAUCAAAAGCAGAAGGUAAAAGAGCCACAGUUGUGAACAGCAGCAUGUCUCUUAUGACUAAAGAGUGUGAUCAGACUGCAUCUACAACUCCUGACAGAGAGAGCACAACUUCUAUAAUGGAUUUGGACAGUACUGUUCUUGCCAGAAUCCAUGAAGAGGAGGAAGACCAUUCAGAGUCUAUAUUAAAAUCAGAAAAAUUUCGUCAGGAUUUAUUUUUCAUGGAGAGGAUUCUAAUGGAGAAUAUUUUUCAACCUAAACUGGCAGCUUAUCGGCAACUUCCUGUCCUUAUAGAACCUGUCGCUACAUCAAAUAUUAGUGAUAUAGUAAUAGCCAUGGAAGAAGCUGAGGAGGAAAAGGAAGAGCAGGAUGAGGAAGAACAGAAGGAUAUCUUUGUUGCCCCCUCAAUUCUGUCAAAUCUAAAUAAAGCCCCAGAAGAAGUUGGGCCUCCCAGUUUGGAACGACUGUGGUCAUAUACAUGUGAUCUCACUAACGGGCACAGUGUGAGCAGUAUGGCUUGGAACAAACUAAACCCGGAUCUUUUGGCUGUUGGUUAUGGAGAGUUUGACUUUAAAGAACAGAAGAACGGCUUGGUUUGCUGUUGGUCACUGAAGAACCCCAUGUGGCCAGAGCGUAUUUUUCAGUGUGAACAUGGUGUUACUACUUUGGAUUUUUCUAUCGCGAGCCCUAAUCUUUUAGCAGUUGGAAUGUACAAUGGUACUGUCGCAAUCUAUAACGUACAGAGCCAUAAUAACACUGCACUCUUAGACAGCAGUGAGUCUUUAGAUAAACAUAUAGGUCCUGUAUGGCAGCUGAAGUGGGUAGAACAGGACAGAGGCACAACAGGAGAUGACAAAGGAGAGAUAUUAAUCUCUAUCUCAGCAGAUGGCCGAAUAACCAAAUGGCUCAUACGGAAAGGACUGGGUUGCUCUGCGCUGUUGAGCAUUCCAAAGAAGCACAAGUUACACUCUGCUGUCAUAUGCCAUAUCUGUUUGACAAGAACUCUUGCCAUUUGCACAGAUCUGAUGAAAAUAAAGCGAACAGAAAGUGAGAAGAAAAAAUUAACAGGUGAGAAAGAAAGGAGAAGUGAAGCUCUGAUAUCUCGACAGGCACCUGGAAUGUGCUUUGACUUCCAUCCGAAGGAUACUAUUUUCUAUCUUGCUGGAACAGAAGAGGGUCUUAUUCACAAAUGUUCUUCUUCUUACAAUGAGCAGUUUCUAGAAACAUACAGAGGACAUAAGGGUCCUGUGUACAAAAUCGCUUGGAAUCCAUUCAGCACUGACAUGUUUUUAAGCUGCUCUGCAGACUGGAGCAUUAUUUUAUGGCACCAGGAUUCGCAGAAGCCCAUUUUAACUUUCAGUUCCACCGCUGCUGCCGUUCAUGACAUUAUAUGGUCUCCAAAAUCAGUCUCUAUAUUUGCAGCAGUGAAUGAAAGCAGAGUAGAAAUCUGGGAUCUUAGCAUCAGCACCUUGGAUCCCUUAAUCACUAGCUUUGCCAACCCAAAAGUGAAAUUCACGACUGUACUUUUCGCUAAGAACACCGACUGCCUUCUGAUAGGAGACAAUAAAGGCCAAGUCAGUGUGUUUGAGCUGCAGAAUCUGGAGGCUUCCAAUAGUAAUAAGGUUGAUGCCUUACAGGAUAUAAUUGGUUCUGCUCUAGCUACUUAACAGUAGCUAAAUGAUACUACUGCUCAGUCGGUAAACAGCAAAAAGACAAAUGUCAUCUUGUGUCCACAAAUUCCCAAAUCCAUCAUUUAAUUAUGCAUCGGGGGAAAAAUAACAGUUUUCUUGUAGCAUUAUCAUAAACCAUUUAUUGUUUUACAGUCAUUAAAAUUCAUCUUUGAAGCCACACUGGUUAGAAAUCCCUUCCAAAUGCACUAACUUUUCCCCUGGAAGCCCCCUUCAUUAGAUGAACGGUCUGUUGUAUUACUGUACAAAGGGCCUUCCCCACAAUACAGAGCCCGUAAUAGAAAGAUGUCCAUUAAAGUCUUUUCUCCUUAGGCUAACCUUGACUUACUCAAAAAGCAAAAAUAGCAAAAAUCCCCUCCUGUAUAAGGUACUCCAUCAGGAAUUAGAAUAUAACCUGAAGUCUUUAUCAGAAGUAGUCAGUUGUCUUUAUCCAUGCAAAAUCAUAUAAGUGAAUGGACUUUUCUUUAGAUCCAUCUUGUCUGCCAUGCCAGAAAACAGAACUGAGGUUGGAAGCUGAGCUUUGAAUGGCAUUAGGUGCUCCUGCAAGCUGCAGAUCACCCCACAGCAGGCAGAAGUACAGACUGACUUUUUCAACGCUGACAGAUUUGACUCAUGUAAAAUUGCAGCUUAAAUUCACUCUAUUCCAUGCUGACACUUUUCUGAAAAGUCCUUACAACUGCGAGACAACUGCGUGGUCCUGGAACAAGGACCGACUUCUGCAGCUGACUUUUUACAUGGCAUUACCUUCCCCCCCCAGCCCAGCAGCUGGAAAGCCAAGCUGUUGGUGUGGAAAGAUGAGGAAGUAGGAGAGCUAUUGCCUGAUCCAGGAAGUCAGGGUGCUGCUACGACCAUUACUGCUGCCGUUGAGCAGGAGCGUUCGUGAAGAGUUCUCAGGUCCUCCUGGCUGGCCGGAAGCAGGCACGGAGGCAGUGUUUGGCUGCUUAGGCAGCUUUUCCUUGUCUUUCUGAGGGAAGGUUGACAGAAUCAGAAAGCAGCAUCCAGUGGGCCACCAGCUGGACUGUGAUGUCUUAGAGGGUUUUCAGAGAUCGACUGCUCAAAGAGAACAUGGAGCCUCUCUACAGAUGACUAAUUAAUAAGAUAGUUUUAGCCUACAAUCUGACCAGUACAGAAGAGAGCCCCCUUGUCACAGGAACAGAGUGAUACAAAAGCCUGGCAGUAAAGCGCUCUGCCUGUCAACUGAUGAACGCAAUCGCUAUCUGCUCUUGAACGCAUUACGCAGUGGGACACAUAUUUUAUAGAUAGAAAACAUUUAGAUGCUCUCAUUAGCCUAACAAUAAAUGUCCAACAUUUAAACACAUCACCAAAGUUAAAGAUCAUUUAGCGAUGCAUUAACAUUCACUUCCUUCUGCAUUCUGCACAUUUUACAAUGAAAAUGCAAGCUCACCCUUGACAGAAAAUAAACCUUGUGCAUUUCCAAAAAAAAAAAGACAUCCAUUAAGGUGAAUCAUGUGUUAAUCAUUAUUACAAAUCUGACCAAAAUACACUGUGUAUUUUUCAUCAGUGAUCAUGACUGUUUACUUACAGGUGCCACUGGUGAAGAAAUGAGCUAUCUGUUACAGCUAUAACACACAGUAAUUCAUCCUGCACGUACUGUAAACUGCUUAAACUGUAACAUUAUGGUGCUGGAUAACACUUGUGGUGCUAGGAAG
This is a messenger RNA of Struthio camelus australis, 4470 nucleotides long. Lineage: Eukaryota; Metazoa; Chordata; Aves; Struthioniformes; Struthionidae. The record is from RefSeq and is a predicted model, not a curated record.